Molecule: messenger RNA, 1140 nt
Organism: Fonsecaea erecta
Lineage: Eukaryota; Fungi; Ascomycota; Eurotiomycetes; Chaetothyriales; Herpotrichiellaceae
Product: 3-deoxy-7-phosphoheptulonate synthase
Exons: 1
Coding region: 1-1140 (379 amino acids)
Biological process (GO): aromatic amino acid biosynthetic process
Cellular component (GO): cytoplasm
Molecular function (GO): 3-deoxy-7-phosphoheptulonate synthase activity
Source: RefSeq, a predicted model, not a curated record
AUGCCCGCCGUUGAUGCUCCAGCUGCCACCCCCGGCGAGGACGUGCGAAUCCUUGGUUAUGACCCUCUUAUCCCUCCUGCUCUCCUGCAGGCUGAGGUCCCGGCAUCUCAAACCUCCGUCGAGACCGUGGCUAAAGGCCGUCGAGAAUGCAAAGACAUCAUACACCAGCGGGAUGACAGACUUCUCGUCAUGGUCGGACCUUGUUCCAUCCACGACCCCGCAACAGCCCUUGAAUAUGCCGGUCGGCUGAAAGAGCUCGCCGAAAAGCUGUCGUCGGAUCUGUGCAUCAUCAUGCGCGCCUACCUAGAAAAGCCCCGGACCACGGUGGGCUGGAAAGGCCUCAUCAACGACCCGGACAUUGAUGAGUCAUUCAAAAUCAACAAGGGUCUUCGUGUCUCGAGACAGCUUUACGCUGACCUCACGUCAAUGGGUAUGCCCAUUGCGAGCGAAAUGCUUGACACCAUUUCCCCGCAGUUCCUGGCCGACCUCAUUUCCCUUGGUGCCAUUGGCGCCCGAACAACCGAGUCUCAACUGCACAGAGAACUUGCCUCAGGUCUGUCCUUCCCGAUGGGGUUCAAGAAUGGCACAGACGGGUCACUGUCCGUGGCCAUUGACGCCGUCGGGGCCGCCGCCGCAAAACAUUACUUCAUGGGUGUCACAAAACAAGGCUUGGCUGCCAUAACAAAAACAUCCGGCAAUGAGGACGGCUUCGUGAUCCUCCGUGGCGGCUCAAAGGGCACAAAUUACGAUGCAGAGUCUGUGAAAGCAGCUCGAGCAGCUUUGAAAUCCAAGGGCCAGCGAGAAGUCAUGAUGAUUGACUGCUCACACGGCAACUCAAAGAAGAACCAUAAGAACCAGCCCUUGGUCGCCCAGGUCAUCGGCGACCAGUUGAGACAGGGUGAGGACGCCAUCGUGGCGGUCAUGAUCGAGUCGAAUAUCAACGAGGGAAAUCAGAAGGUGCCUCCAGAAGGUGGACUUGAUAGCCUGCAAAAAGGGGUCAGCAUUACCGAUGCUUGUAUCAACUGGGAAACGACGGUCGAGGUCUUGGAGCAACUGGCCGAAGCAGUGAGAGUGAGGAGACAAGUCAGAAGUACCAAACAGCAGAACGGGGCGAACGGCGUGUCCAAUGGACACCACUAG